Molecule: messenger RNA, 4400 nt
Organism: Corythoichthys intestinalis (scribbled pipefish)
Lineage: Eukaryota; Metazoa; Chordata; Actinopteri; Syngnathiformes; Syngnathidae
Gene: lnx2a
Product: ligand of numb-protein X 2a
Exons: 10
Coding region: 1523-3676 (717 amino acids)
Molecular function (GO): protein binding; ubiquitin-protein transferase activity; metal ion binding
Source: RefSeq, a predicted model, not a curated record
GAUUGUUUUGCUUUGGUGAGUCAGUCACUGAAGGAUGCCAGGGAUGAUCGGUUGGCUUUGAUAGAUGUCCAAUCCUUUUGAACAAAAUGGAUUGGACAUCUAUCAUCAUUGGUUGCAAUUUAGAGGUCAAUUAAAGUUUUCUGGAAACGUUGGCCAGAAAAAUUCAUUUUUUGGGGAUUUUUGUUGUGAUGUCACCACAAACGGAAACGGGAAAACAACAAUAUCGCAACAUUCAUGUAGGAAGGGGUAUGGCGAUUGGCAACCCACUAAAUUGUUAGUAAGUUUCGUAAAUUUCCCAGUCUGGUCCCCAACAAUCUGGAGUUCAACCAAAAUCCUCUGUAAAAAUGGCCUCAAAUUCUUGUUGUUGCUCUGGGAAGUCUAACUUGGAAGUCCACCAAUUACAUACCAUUCAUUGAGGACAGCUCUCCGUGCAGCAGACUUCAGCCUAAAACUGACCAUACAGUUUGAAGGGAAUAGUGUCGUUUCCCAUAUUUACUGUUUGACAGUUUGUACAGUAUUACGCUAAUAAACCUAAUUAAAAAAAUAAAUAGCAUUUAAAUCAUAGUUUAAAACAACAAGUAGAACUUAUUUGAAGUAUGAGUAGUUGGACUUGGAUUGGAAUUUGCAGCGCCAAGACAACGGGCAGAUAAGGGCAUAACAACUACGGGAUGCCUGCUGACUACGGAAGCCCAACGCUCGCGUCAUGCAGCUGACUGAGCGAGAUUGACGCUGACGGAGCGAAACAAGCAGGUGAUGGCCAAGACAUCUACAAGCCCAAAUCUGGACCACCAAAUCCCACCAUCAGCUCUUCUGGGAGCCAACAAUGGACAGUCCAGAACAAUGGCGUGACAUCCUGUCUUGCCACAAGGAACGCCUGAUAACAAGAAGACUCCACGGCUGAGAAUUUUAACACUCUGCGCUCCUUUUGCCCUGAAGCUGACAAAAUCUCCAACUCUGGUUGCCCUGGUAACAGUGACGCACAGACUCCUCUGUCCAAUCUGCAGCAGACAAUUACAGACAAUUAUUCUUCUGACCCGAAGCUCACCCCAGAAAAGCCUUCAAAAGACUAAACUCUUUCGCUGGCACCGUUUUUUUUUUUCGGGACUCUUUUGUUGACUUGUGAUAUGGUGACCACGGAUCCAGCCUUCCUCUUCAUCUGGGUCUGUUUGCUGUUUUGCCUUGCUGUGGAUUUUGAAUAAAUUGUCACCUUGUUCUUCGAAGCCUUUUUCCAGCUUUUAAAAUGGAAUCAGUACAAGGGGUUAAAACCAAGGUGAACGUGCGGAGUUUGGCUUUUUGGCUGGGUUGUUGGUGUUAUGCCAGCCUGGGUCGUUGGAAUUGCACUAGCGCGGUUUCGGCUGUUUGGCUGGCAGGAUUCCGGCAAUCUGGCUAAAAGGUCAAAUUCCAACAAGUUCCUUAUUUUGGCUACCCAUUCGCAUACUAGAUUUUGUUGAACAAAAUAAUUCAUUAAAAGGGCAAUUAGUGUUUUUAUAGCGGGCAAUGCUUCAAUCAGGUGCUUCACGUUAUGGUUGGACUCAGCAAUCACUUUGUUGCUUGCCAUCCAUUCACAUGCUUUGGCUCUUGGCCCGUUUGGACCAGGUGCUGUAAAACCUUGAAGACUGAAAGGAUACGGGAGGGAUUACUGGGCUGUAAGUCAUGUGACGAGGGAUUAGUGGCUCCCAAGUCAUACAGUCAUGGGUUGGCCGGUCAGAAGCUCUUCAGAGUUCUCACUUUCCUUCUGGCAACCAUGCUGAGCAACUUCAACACCAGAGAUCUUUUCAAUCACUUCUUUUGCGAGACAGCCAAGGGCAAUCCCGGCUUGUGGUGUCCAGGAACACGAUGUCAGCAGACCAGCGUGGAUGGUCCACGCAAGGAGAGCGGUGAUGACCGACCGGCGGUGAAAAGUCCUCCGCAAUCCCCACUCUCACCACAGACAGACCUGGGCAAUAGCAGUCCUUCGCCGCCGCUCGGACUCAAUGGCGUUUGUGACAACCCGCCGACGAGGACCAAUGAGGCAGGCCUGGACAACCCUGCAUUCGAGGAGAGCACUGAGGAAGAUAGUGUGGUGGGGAUGGAGUGCAUCAUCCCCAGGGUGAAACGGCCCCUCAGUAACCCUUGCAUCCACCUUCUCCGCUCGGUCAGCUCCACUUCCUCUGGCUGGGAUUGCCCCGAAUCCCCGCCUCUUUCUGCAGAAGAAGGCUGCGUCAAGCUGCCAUCGCUUCCGGAAGGUGAGAUAACAGCAGUGGAGGUACACCGGGCAAACCCGUACGUGGAGUUGGGCAUCAGCAUCGUCGGUGGGAAUGAGACACCCCUUAUAAACAUCGUCAUCCAGGAAGUGUACCGGGACGGUGUGAUCGCACGGGACGGGAGGCUGCUAGCAGGGGACCAGAUACUCCAGGUGAACAACGUGGACAUCAGCAACGUGCCUCACAGUUUUGCACGCUUGACACUAGCGCGACCGUGCACCACUUUACAGCUUACGGUGCUCCGUGAGCGCCGCUGCGCAUCCCGGGCACCGCCCUCCGCCACACCGGCCAUCCCCAAGGCCCCCUGCUCCACCCCUGAGGGCAACCCGCCCAGUCCCGUGUCACUAAGGAUCACCUUGCACAAGCGCGAUUCGGCAGAACAGUUAGGCAUCAAACUGGUGCGACGGACUGACGAAUCCGGGGUCUUCGUGCUGGACCUGCUUGAUGGGGGGCUAGCGGCUAAAGAUGGACGGUUGCGAGGCAAUGACCGCGUUUUAGCCGUCAACGAGCAAGACCUACGUCACGGUACCCCCGAGCAGGCUGCUCAGAUCAUCCAGGCAAGUGGCGAACGAGUCCACCUGGUGAUUGGCCGACCCAACAAACAGACUCCGCCGCCCCCGCCGCCAAAAUCCAGUUCCACCAGAGAUCUCUACUGCCUUGAUCACUUCCUGCCUAACCACAGCACCAGCCCCAGCCCGGUGCCCUUACACUUGCCCCGCACUAGCACGCACCGGGACCUGUCUCAGUGCGUCACAUGCAAGGAGAAACACAUCACUGUGAAGAAGGAACCUCACGAGUCUCUGGGCAUGACGGUAGCGGGCGGGCGGGGAAGCAAGAGCGGAGAGCUGCCCAUUUUCGUGACCAGCGUCCAACCGCAUGGCUGCUUGUCCAGAGAUGGUCGAAUCAAACGAGGUGACGUCCUCCUGAGCAUCAACGGGCAGGACCUGACGUACCUUAGCCACAGCGAGGCCGUUGGCACUCUGAAGGCUAGCGCUGCCUCAGCUUCGGUACAGCUACGAGUGUUGGAAGUGAGCAUGACGGAGGAACGUGAACGUGACCGGCUUCUGCAUCACGCUCAUGAUAGUGACUUUGACGCUAACUGGUCUCCCUCCUGGGUCAUGUGGCUCGGACUCCCUAGUUACUUGCACAGCAGUCACGAGAUUGUACUAAGGAGGAGCCAUCCCGGCAGCUGGGGCUUCAGUAUCGUGGGGGGCUACGAGGAGAACCAUGGCAACCAAGCCUUCUUCAUCAAGACCAUCGUCCUCGGAACGCCAGCCUACUAUGAUGGCCGUCUCAAGUGCGGCGACAUGAUCGUGGCAGUCAACGGCUUGUCAACAGCGGGAAUGAGCCACUCUGCACUAGUCCCCAUGCUAAAGGAGCAACGUAGCCGGGUCGCGUUGACAGUCAUCUCCUGGCCCGGCAGCCUGAUUUAGCCGGUCUAGUCAGAACAGACCAACUGGUACAUGCUUCCUGUACAUUGCUCCACCGGGGUUAUAAUAGAGGACCAAAAAGACGACUGUGCCACACUACAGACUGCACUUCCAACACACUGCUGUACUCAUACAUCAACUUCACUCUUGUAGGUGGGGGAUAGACAAAAGUCCUGAGCUCCAUUCAAAUGGUUGUGCCGUUCCAAAAGUUGAACCCUUUCCCCACAUUCAACACCAGCGUUGGAUCCAGCUGUAUAAGCCCCUCCCCGAGGCCUCAUUUUAGCAAGCUGCCACAACCUGGGGCUCAUGCACUCAGGCCCCAUCACCAUGACAACCAGCUGCCCAAUCAGCUGUAAUUUUAUACAUGUGAACGUGUGUCCCGUUUGUUUUAAUAAAUAUUUCCUGCAAAUAUAAAUUGACCCGUAAAUGCCGUUUCUGCAGUACUGUGAAGGUUUUAUUAAACAAAAGAUGGAGGAUGACCAAACAAAUUAUAGAACAAAUGUAAACUUGAAUACAGGCAACCCAAUUACAGCCUCAAGAUUUAAGGUCCUCUAUUUGGGUUUUGCACAGCUUGGCAGAAAGUUUGUUGGUCUCAGCAGCAGCCUGCAGCUUUGCCUGUGCUGCGCUCCAUGCUGGCUUCUUUCUGGGACGCAAUUUCUAGAAUAUGGAGAAACAUUAAAGUAUUAAAUAAGACCAACUUUAAAUUAAUUCUGGAAUGCCAGUCUCA